GGUCAUACAUUAGGGAAAAUUGGUGCAAAUAAGCAGCUCCCUAUUUCCCUCUUUUUCACAUUUACCUCCUCAAAUCAUAUUCUCCCUCUAGAAACCUCGCUAAAACUCCAGUUGCAGCUUAAGCCCCCACAAAUGGCGAUAAGAGCAGCAGCGACCCAGGCGGCAGUGGCUUCCUUUGUGGCACCCAGGUGUGUGAGGGCUCUAUAUUCGUCGUUAACUUCAGGCUUUCCGUUCAAUCUACCUCAGACUCAAACAGAGAAGCCUUCUCCGGCCGAACCUUCCACAAAUCUCUUUGUUUCGGGACUAAGCAAACGCACAACUACUGAAGGGCUUCGAGAUGCCUUUGCAAAGUUUGGUGAAGUGCUCCAUGCUAAGGUUGUGACUGACCGUGUAUCUGGCUAUUCCAAAGGUUAUGGUUUUGUAAGAUAUGCUACUCUAGAGGAAGCUGCAGCUGGUAUAAAGGGCAUGGAUGGCCAGUUUCUUGAUGGAUGGGUUAUUUUUGCGGAGUAUGCGAGGCCAAGACCACCUCCUCCAUAUUUGAAUAAUGCACCUACAUUCAACCAGAGCUGAUUGGAAGAAAGGUCCACUGGUCGAAAUAUGCCAUUCUUUUUAUCAAAUGGAGCGGUUAAAUAACAAGUGGUGUCCUUUCUGUAGUUAGUUAUUCAGAAGAUAGAUUAAGGUGCACCAUCUUAACUGUCUAUGCUUGUCAAUUAAGUGGAACAUUUUUGUAUGGACAAAUAUAACAAAACUAGUCUUUGCCUGUGCAUUAUCUUUUGGGUUUUCAUUCAGGUUC
Molecule: messenger RNA, 793 nt
Organism: Olea europaea var. sylvestris
Lineage: Eukaryota; Viridiplantae; Streptophyta; Magnoliopsida; Lamiales; Oleaceae
Product: organelle RRM domain-containing protein 2, mitochondrial-like
Exons: 4
Coding region: 133-570 (145 amino acids)
Biological process (GO): mitochondrial mRNA modification
Cellular component (GO): mitochondrion
Molecular function (GO): RNA binding
Source: RefSeq, a predicted model, not a curated record